Messenger RNA from Mauremys mutica (yellowpond turtle), 797 nucleotides. RefSeq names its product probable protein BRICK1. Gene Ontology annotation, molecular function: protein-containing complex binding. Gene Ontology annotation, biological process: regulation of actin polymerization or depolymerization; actin filament organization; cell motility. The record is from RefSeq and is a predicted model, not a curated record. The transcript has 3 exons. The coding region runs from base 46 to 273 and encodes 75 amino acids. Gene Ontology annotation, cellular component: SCAR complex. Lineage: Eukaryota; Metazoa; Chordata; Testudines; Geoemydidae.
GGUGCCGCGGAGGGCGGAGCUAGGUGUGGGGUGGUGGCGGCGGCCAUGUCGCUGCAAGAGGACCCGGUGCAGCGCGAGAUCCACCAGGACUGGGCCAACCGCGAGUACAUCGAAGUGAUCACCAGCUCCAUCAAGAAGAUCGCGGAUUUCCUCAACUCCUUCGACAUGUCCUGCCGCUCCCGGCUCGCCACCCUCAACGAGAAGCUGACCGCGCUGGAGCGACGGAUCGAGUACAUCGAGGCCAGGGUAACAAAGGGCGAAACACUGACCUAACUGCAGAAGGCUGGUGGGGAGCUGACCUGGAGAAGAUUGUGUGGCUGUGCCAGAGUUGACAGUCAGGCAUCUGAUUUCUUCAUUACUUCUUAUUGGUGACAGGACUUCAGCUUGUUUCUGCGAUGCAAUAUCCCUGCCUUCAGUGCAUGACUCCAGGGUGAAUCCAGAGGAAAUUGAUAAAAUGCAAAUGAGCAUGUUGAAUUCAGUGAUUUUUGUACAGACAGAUUCAUGCAGCUGUCAAAUAUUCCUGCACACCUUAAUCUCUCUGUAAUUCCCAGCUGUGCAUGUAGAACUCCCAACACUUCAUAGCUACAGAAUCUCUCUGGCCAAAGGUCACUUUGUGGGAAGAAAACUUCUCUUGUGAGCUGACCAGCUGAUGAAGUGAGUGUCCGUGCUGUUAGUGGGCCACUCCACUGGUGGUUUCCAUUCCUUUAACAAAGUGGUUCUCAACCAGGGGUUUGGGGACCCCUUGGGGGCUGCAAGCAGGUUUCAGGGGGUCCUCCAACAGAGCCAGUUAGACUCAC